Molecule: messenger RNA, 1889 nt
Organism: Linum tenue
Lineage: Eukaryota; Viridiplantae; Streptophyta; Magnoliopsida; Malpighiales; Linaceae
Source: the annotation of a GenBank genome assembly
GCAAAAAGGAAGUUUAUCUUUUUCUCGCCGGAACUCCAAGAAACCGCCUCGCCGGAAAUUUCAGAGAGUCUAAAAACUCACGGUGGUCGAAGGAUUAAAAUGUCGCUCUUCUCCAUCCUCGCCAUUUUCCCACCAUUUCCUUCACUCCUUUAGCACCGAUUCUCGUCCUGGCUCUCUCUUUUUUUUUUGGUUCGUCUUCUUCCGCUGAUUUCGCUCUCCUUCCGUCUCUCCAUUUCGCACAGAAAAGGAGCAAAAAAAAUGGUUUCGUCCCGAUCUCCUUUUACUACGCAACAAGUCCAAAAUUCGGCCGGCCCCAUCCGUGGAUUUAGUGGACCAGCAGGUGGUCAACGUGGAGUUGACCAGUUCCGCGACCUGGCCGUGCCCCUGAAAAAGAGCAAGAAGGGGGGAACGAGAACCAUUUGCCCUCCACCACCGCCAGACUCUCCUCCGUCGGCCACCGCCAGCCCCGCCGGCGGCGGGCCAAUGUUGACGGGAUCCAGCUCUGGACGUCUCCGUCGUUUGAGUCCCGAGGAGGAGAAGGAUCGAGAGCUGGUGAGGAAGGCCCUGGAGGAGUACAACCGCACGGUGGAAGUUCUUCGGAGAGGGAAACCCAAGUCGAAAACCCACAAUCCCGCCGGUGUCUACAAAGAAGCCGUGGACGUUCUUCGCCGGAAGCGAGCUUGCGUGAAUGACGAGAAACGGUUGGGGAGUGUCCCCGGAGUUGAGAUCGGCAAGUGUUUCCACCACUGGGGGGAGAUGAUGGUGGUUGGUGUUCACCAUCCGUAUCGAAGAGGGAUAUCGGUGAUGAAGCAAGACAGCGGGAUCAGUUUGGCAACCAGCAUUGUGGCUACCGAUUCGAAGGAGAAUUCGGUCACGGUGGAGAGGAUCGUGUACGUGGGCGAAGGGGGAAUGCCGUACGGUUGCACCGAUGGGAAGCUGGCGAGGGAUCAGAAGCUUGAUGGUGGGAACCGGGCUCUGGAGAAUAGCAUGAAGAUGAAGCAGCCUGUGAGGGUGAUCUGCAAGCUGCCGUCGUUGGGUUCAGCUGCGGGCUAUGUCUAUGUCUACUAUGGCUUGUACUUGGCGGUGGAGAUGAAUGAGGUUACGAGCGUCCAUGGGAAGGUGGUGUUUCAGUUCGUGAUGAGAAGGGUUUCGGGCCAGCCGGAUCUUCCUGGGAAUCGGAGGCUGCAGUGAGCUAACAACUAGCGAUGGAUGAUGGUGUGGGAUGCGCUUAGCAAGGUACACAAUGCACAGGCAAGUCGUUGUUGAUGAUGAUGAAUAUGCGUUUAAUAGUUUUUUAGUAAGCUUACAUAGGCAGUAGCAUGUCUCGGCAGUUGGUAGAAUAUUAUGACUUGGAUCGUUUAGUUUGCUAGCCAUAGUAGGCACAUAAGCAACUAGUGAUUAGGCUUCUCUGGAACUGGAUUUCGUUGUAGGUGCUUUGUUGGUGAGCCGCGAUGGUGAGAACUUAGUUUCCUGUUAUUAGGUUGUAGGAGGAAUCGUCCGCUCCUCUUAAGAAUCCUCUUAAGAAUGCAAACUUGUUUUUGGGAGUGAGAAUGAGAUCUUAUGUUAACAAUGAAGAUGCAUCGACUACUCUUAAGGUAGGGUGAAUGGAGAGCCUGUUUCGAAAGUAUGUUAACGAUGAGGAUGCAUAGACUACUGUUAUGUGGUCGUGUUCGUUGCUUAAAAUCCAUACUCCAAGGUAUGUCGAUGAAUAAAGCACCCGUUUUGACAACGAUGAAGAUGCAUCGACCUUGAGACUAGCAGUUCGAAGUAAGAUGGAUUUGGAAUUGCCAGGGAGAGUGUGGCAUUACUAAAAAUAUGAAAAUGUUCAUGCACGAUGCAUACACUGCUAAAUUGGGGCUAGAAUCUAUGCGUCACUUGGCCGGUUGACC